AUGCAAGAUUCAGUUUUAGGUCUUGCUGGUUGUGCAUCAAGUCGUAUUGGUCGAGAUAUAGUUUGGAAAUUUUUACAAAAGAAUUGGAUGAAACUUGUUGAACGUUUUGGAGAAAAUAGCAAUUGUCUUAUUUCUUUAGUUGAAAGUAGUUUACCGGAUUUUACUGAUGACAAAACAGCAAAUGAAAUUAAAUCAUUUUUUGAUUCAGUUAAUACAUCAAUUGUAACACGAGCAGUAAAACAAGUUCUUGAAACAAUUUAUAUGCGUAUUAAAGUACUUCAACGUGAUUCAAAAGCAAUAGAAGAAUAUUUAACAGAACAAUAA
Messenger RNA from Rotaria sp. Silwood2, 324 nucleotides. The record is from the annotation of a GenBank genome assembly. NCBI's taxonomy places the organism in Eukaryota, Metazoa, Rotifera, Eurotatoria, Philodinida, Philodinidae.